AUGGAGCGAGGACAAGUUAAAUCAAGAAUUCCAACAGGAUCAAGGAUUCCCAGAAGAUCAUCGGCCAGUCAGGAGACUGGAGUUAGGCCGGGAAAACAUCGUUCUUCAAACAAAGGUGUUCAGAAUGCAAGCGAACAACAAUCGGAAGAAAAUCAUAAAAUAUGGUUUUUGAACUACAAUGACCCGAACGUUGAGAGGAUUGAGGACGAAACUCCGCCGAUGCUGGUACCUAGUGAUAUCCAGGUCUCGUAUGGGGAUUUCAUUGAUUCGAAUACAGAGUGGAUCGAGGAUAUAACUCCGCCGCAGCUCGUUCCUAGUGAUAUCCAGGUAUGGUUUGGGAAUUUAAUUGAUUCGAAUGCAGAGUUGAUCGAGGAUAUAACUCCGCCGCAGCUCGUUCCCAGUGACACACAUCUGGAGGAUGACAUCGAUGAUGUGUGUGACUGGGAACCAGGAGAUAUUCCAGAGAUCAAUUAUGCAAUUUUUAAGCGGAUAAAAGCUGAGAGAGAUCUCUGCAAAAUGAAGGCGGAGAACGAAAAACUUCAGCAGGAAAAUCAGCGACUGAAGGCAAAAACAGGCGUAAGCCUAAUAAGUCGAUGCUGCUUCCGGUUCCUACUGUUCAUGGUGGGCGAGGUGGCGGAAUCGAUUUUCAGCUCAUUUUAAAUUAAUCGUAUGAACUGAAUGUGGUGGUGGAUGUUUGUGUGUGUUAUGUUUGGCUUUCUUCUUGUUGCAAGUUGUUAUUUUGUUUUGUUCUGUUUUCGUUAUACCAUUCCAUGUAGCAGAUUUUACUUCAGCUUUUGUUAUACGUUUAGUUGAUUUUAUGCGUUUGUUUUCAUGUUCAUAUUUAUGUUUUGUUUUCAUGUUAGCAUUUUUGUUGUUAUGCUAUUUGCAUUGGGUUUUUCGAUAGGAUUUUCGUUGUUGGAUUCAAUAUAAUAUUUUUACAUCAUUUUUUCAGUUGCCUGUUAGGAUUUUGUUAUUCUAUUCACAUAUAAUUUAUUUAUUGGACUUUUUCGUUGAAGAUUUCAUUGAUAUUCUCUUCUCUUGCAUGAAAUGAUUUGAGUUCCUGUUCAAGCAAGUUUAAGACCGUGAACAAGCGAAUCCUGAGAAGCGUAGGAUCAAGCAACACGAAUGAUAUUUAAUGUAAGUAUUCAUUCCAUUUAUACCUUUUGCUAAUUUUUAACAGAAUUAUUCCUUAUAGAUUGAAGACCACACCGAGGGACGUAUGUACUUAUGGA
Toxorhynchites rutilus septentrionalis is the source of this 1232-nucleotide messenger RNA. RefSeq lists its product as uncharacterized. The coding region runs from base 1 to 660 and encodes 219 amino acids. Lineage: Eukaryota; Metazoa; Arthropoda; Insecta; Diptera; Culicidae. The record is from RefSeq and is a predicted model, not a curated record. The transcript is spliced from 2 exons.